GUUGAAUUGGCUGCGAAACAAUCGACAAUCGCAGAACAGUUGUUAGCUCGUAGCUGCGGUACGUAAAUAUAUAAGGUAGAAAAAUAGAUAGAUCAUGUUUAAGAAUAUUUUGGGUAUAUUAUUCUUGGGUUUGGUGCACGGUGAGUCCCCUGUUAAUUACAACUACAACCCAACCAGUGGUUUCGGUCUCACCAACAACUAUUUACCGCCAAGAACAGGAAAGCCUCAUAACGGUUAUCUACCCAGUGACGACUCGGUCUCUGGUCCCGAUUACGUCGACGGACAUGUCCAUGAAGUGCCAAAAUCGUAUGAAUUCGGUUAUACAGUAAAGGAUUCUCAUUCUGGUAACGACUACGGCCGCAGAGAGAGGUCCGACGGGCACGAGGUGCGCGGCGAGUACAGGGUGUUCCUACCUGACGGGAGAACUCAGAUAGUGACAUACCACGCGGAUUGGAAGACAGGCUUCCACGCCGACGUGAGAUACGAAGGCGAGGCGACAUAUCCCAUUGUACAAGGUUAUAACUACAACGCGCCGUCAGAUUUCUCUGGUUCGUUAACCGGUUUCCAUGGCAACGAAGUCUCUAAACACCCAGAUUAUGGUCAAACUGGGUAUUAUUGAUUGAACUAAACAAUUCGUGUACAA
Molecule: messenger RNA, 643 nt
Organism: Papilio polytes (common Mormon)
Lineage: Eukaryota; Metazoa; Arthropoda; Insecta; Lepidoptera; Papilionidae
Product: pro-resilin-like
Exons: 7
Coding region: 95-619 (174 amino acids)
Cellular component (GO): extracellular matrix
Source: RefSeq, a predicted model, not a curated record